This is a messenger RNA of Rubroshorea leprosula, 487 nucleotides long. The record is from the annotation of a GenBank genome assembly. Lineage: Eukaryota; Viridiplantae; Streptophyta; Magnoliopsida; Malvales; Dipterocarpaceae.
GAUCUCGCCGGCGAUCACUCCGACAUCCUUUCUUGAGUAGCCAGUUCUUCUGUGCCUUGCUCAGGUACUAAUUUGAUUGUCCUUAGAGAAGAAUUUGUUAUUGAUGGGACGAACCAAAAGAAGUAACCCUAUGGACCUUCAUGCGCAGAGGGCAAAUGGUUUUCAGGGAAGGUGCAAGGUGCUAAUUAGUUUGUUCUGGUGGCAUCUAUUUGAAUUAGGUUGAUGUGGUAAUUCUUUUUUGACAAGAAUUAAUAUAAGUCUUUGUGGUUUUUGUUGUGUGUUUUACAAUAUUAAUCUACUAAUUUCCUCUAUUGGUGCCCAAGUGGUGGCAGCUCAUUCAUCACCAUUGCAAUCGCUGCCAGUGCUUGUUUGCCAACUGCAUAAUAUGGAUAUGGUGCUUCUGGCUUCUGCCUGAAAUAAGAUUUAAGAGUGAAACUUGGUUUUGCUGCUUCCAUCAUAAUAGCUACUAUAAAAAUUAACCAUUUAG